CAACGGACAAAUUUUACCAAAGCCUACGACCCUCAUACAUCCAUGCAUUUCUUUAUCAUUUCUUCUUUAUUUCUGUGUUCAUCCUUCUUGUUAUUUAAUGUUGUCACCGAUCCACAUGACUCCUCUCUCUCUUCUUCUCUUAAAUCCUUGUGUCCACAGUCGUCGUGCCCUUGAAGUUAAGAAAUCUCUCGAGCUUUUCCUCUCUCUCUCUUGUCUUCUUUCCUUUGUCCGGAGAGAAACUUUUUCAUCCGUAAUCGCAAAGGUUUGAUAAUUAACUUUUUAUUCUUCUCUUUUCUAGCUCCAUGAUGCCAUUACUUCUUUUUACCGUUUUAAACACUAUAUAUCAUCACUUUCUCAUCAUCAUAUAUUGUGCUUUUUAGGCUUUCUGGAUUGCUAGCUCUAUAGGUUUGUUUUUAUCAUCCUGAAUCCGCUAAAGCAAACAUGGGGUUCGUCAUUUCAGGUUCAAAGAUUAAUAACAACAGUAUCUAUAUAGAAGAUGAUGCCAGCAAAUGGGCAGCUGUCUGUUCCUCCUGGUUUCAGAUUCCAUCCCACAGAUGAGGAGCUUCUUUACUAUUACCUCAGGAAGAAGGUCUCCUAUGAAGCUAUAGAACUUGAUGUCAUCAGGGAGGUGGAUCUCAACAAGCUCGAACCUUGGGACCUUAAAGAUAAAUGCAGAAUAGGUUCAGGUCCUCAAAAUGAGUGGUACUUUUUCAGCCACAAGGACAAGAAAUAUCCAACAGGAACGCGAACAAAUCGAGCAACCACAGCUGGUUUCUGGAAGGCAACAGGGAGGGACAAGGCCAUUCAUCAUACUUCCAACUCUAAGAGGAUUGGAAUGAGAAAAACCCUAGUCUUCUACACUGGACGUGCCCCUCAUGGCCAGAAGACUGAUUGGAUCAUGCAUGAAUAUCGCCUAGAUGAUGACAACGCUGAAGUUCAAGAAGAUGGGUGGGUGGUCUGCAGGGUUUUCAAGAAGAAAAAUCAUAACAGGCCAGGUUUCCAGACAGAUGUUGGACAAGAUCAAGAACACUUUGCUGAUCACAUCAAGUCUUCAGCUGCUUCUUCGUCUCAAGUGGAAUCAUUAAAGCAAAAUCAUUUGCAAGCAUUGUAUGAUAAUAAUUAUCCAUUUGAACUGCAUCUUCCACAGUUGUUUAGCCCAGAAUCGGCUGUUCCACCAACCUUCAUAUCGCCCGUCUCUCUCAACUCAAUGGAAUUGGAGUGCUCUCAGAGCUUAUUAAGGCUAACAUCCAUUCAGCAGCAACAGCAGCAACAGCAGCAACAGCAGCAGCAGCAGGAGAGGUUCCAUGGUGACUGGUCAUUCCUGGACAAGCUUCUAGCAUCCCACCCCAACAUGGAUCAUCAGUCCCAGAUCAGCAAAGCCAACCAGGUUGUGGGUGUUGGCACUUCCAGUCAGAAAUUCCCAUUUCAAUAUCUUGGCCUUGAGACUGAUAUUUUGAAAUUUUCCAAGUAGAUUUACAUUUUGAACUCAUUAUAAUAUAUAUAAACUUGUUGAGUUAAAUUCUAUAUAUAUGUUUUAGCUAAUUCAUUUAAGUUUUGUUUAAGCUUUAAUUUUCAUUACGUACCAUGAUAUAUCAAUGUAUACAUUCAUGUUUAAGCCACCAAGAACAAUGUUAAUCACUUGAUGGUAAUGUGGUUAAUGGUUAUUUAUCACUGUUUGCAAAUUCUUCAAUUUGCUAAUUAACAUUGAGUACUUAA
Molecule: messenger RNA, 1716 nt
Organism: Rubroshorea leprosula
Lineage: Eukaryota; Viridiplantae; Streptophyta; Magnoliopsida; Malvales; Dipterocarpaceae
Source: the annotation of a GenBank genome assembly